Molecule: messenger RNA, 504 nt
Organism: Selaginella moellendorffii
Lineage: Eukaryota; Viridiplantae; Streptophyta; Lycopodiopsida; Selaginellales; Selaginellaceae
Product: protein VTE6, chloroplastic
Exons: 3
Coding region: 1-504 (167 amino acids)
Cellular component (GO): chloroplast inner membrane
Source: RefSeq, a predicted model, not a curated record
AUGGUCGCCAAUGGUGUGAUCUUCGCGCUGGGAUUCCCGCUGCUUAGGGCUGGCCUUACCUGGCCGGGCGUCGGCAAUGCUUACAUCCUGGGAUUGGGAACUGGAGCGACCAAGGUGAAGAUCAAGCAAAAGGAGGCCGAGGGGAUCGCGGAGAAGCGGAGUGGCAAGCGCGGGCCAGCGAGCGUGUGGGGAUCUGGGAGCGCCGGCAUUGUGUGCGCGCUGGCCGCCGCCUCUGGGAUCGGUGGAAGCGAUUUCCUCCCGCUCUGGAAGCUCGCCUUCGUCGCCAGCUUCUCCACCAAGCUCAGCGACACCAUCUCCAGCGAGAUCGGCAAAGCUUACGGCAAGACAACGUACCUCGUGACGAACUUUUCGAUCGUUCCGCGAGGAACCGAGGGAGCAGUGAGUUUGGAAGGCACUGCCGCUGGACUCGUUGCUUCGAUCCUCCUAGCGUCCGCUGCUUGGAGCUUGCAUGAGGUUUGGAUAAAUCGUUUCCAGAUCGCUUGA